AUGGCUGAGAAAUCCAUCAGUCUUUCCACCGGCGUGGACAAUGGCGACAUCGAAAAGGUCAAGCAUGUCAAUCCAACGAUCGAAAAACACUCGCACGAUGCCGACGAGGCCAUGAAGGCCAUCGACGAGAUGCACGGAGAGACGAUAGAACUUGACGAAGCGACGAACCGUCGAUUGCUGAGUAUUAUUGACUGGCAUAUGAUGCCAAUCAUGUGUUUUAUCUAUGGAAUGAAUUAUCUGGAUAAGACAACAUUAUCCUACGCUAGUGUCAUGGGUAUCAAAGAAGAUCUGAGUCUCGAGGGUGAUCAAUACCAAUGGCUCGGCAGUCUAUUCUAUUUCGGAUAUCUCGCCUGGGAAUACCCAACCAAUCGCCUCCUGCAGCGCCUCCCACUGGGCAAAUACUCGGCGGCAUGUAUCCUCAUCUGGGGAGCGAUUUUAUGCUGUUUUGCGGCUGUUAAAAACUACCCGGGCGCCAUCGCUAUCCGCUUCAUGCUGGGUGUCUUUGAAGCGGCCGUCACACCUGGUUUUGCCCUUCUUACGUCCCAGUGGUACACCAAAUACGAACAAGGCAUCCGAGUCAACAUCUGGUUCAGCUUCAAUGGCGUAGGCCAAAUUCUCGGUGGUGUAGUGGCCUACGGUAUUGCCGUCGGCACAGCCAAGCACGGGUCUUCUAUCGAGCCUUGGAAGAUCGUCUUCAUGGUGACUGGCCUGCUGACGGUUUGUCUGGGCGUGGUAUUCCUGUGGAUUGUGCCCGAUAACCAGCUCAAUGCGCGCUGGUUGAAGAAGGAAGAUCGCGUGUUGGCGAUUGCUCGUGUUCGCAUUAACCAGCAGGGCAUUGGUAACAAGCAUUUCAAGCUCUAUCAAGUGAAAGAGGCGCUGUUGGAUCCCAUGACCUGGGCAUUCUUCUUCUACGCGAUUAUCGCGGAUAUCCCUAAUGGCGGUAUCACCAACUUCUUCAGUCAACUGAUCAAAGGGUUCGGUUACACCGAGGAGCAGAGUCUCAUCCUCGGCGUCCCAGGCGGCGCGGUGGAAGUCAUCGCCCUCCUUCUCAACGGCUACAUCGGCCACAUCACCAACCAGCGAGUGCUGACCAGUCUCGGCGGGCUGGUCGCUUCGAUCGUCGGCAUGUUGCUAAUCGUGGCACUUCCUCUGGGAAACAACGUCGGUCGCUUGAUCGGCUACUAUCUCACGCAAGCCAGUCCGACACCAUUUGUCGCGUUGCUCUCGCUGAUUUCUUCCAAUGUGGCGGGAUACACGAAGAAGACUACCGUGGCGGCUUUAUAUCUGAUUGGAUACUGUGCAGGGAAUAUCAUCGGUGAGUGCAGUGGGCCCAAUGCCCACAAACCUUCCGCCCGAAGGAUGCCCCCCCGCUAUGUCCCCGCCGAAGUCACCAUCAUCGUCUGCUGGGGCGUGUGUUUGUUUUUGCUGGUCGGAGUGUGGAUGUGGUAUCGUCGACAGAAUCAGAAGAAGCUUCUGUUUACUGCCCGACCGGACUAUGUGCGGUUGGAGAAUCAAGAGUGGCUUGAUUUGACGGAUCGGGAGAACCCCGAGUUCCUGUAUUCUCUUUGA
This is a messenger RNA of Penicillium brevicompactum, 1569 nucleotides long. Its product is annotated as allantoate permease family MFS transporter. NCBI's taxonomy places the organism in Eukaryota, Fungi, Ascomycota, Eurotiomycetes, Eurotiales, Aspergillaceae. Gene Ontology annotation, molecular function: allantoate transmembrane transporter activity; dipeptide transmembrane transporter activity. Gene Ontology annotation, cellular component: plasma membrane. The record is from RefSeq and is a predicted model, not a curated record. The transcript is spliced from 7 exons. Bases 1 to 1569 code for a protein of 522 amino acids. Gene Ontology annotation, biological process: tripeptide transport; transmembrane transport; allantoate transport.